AUGACAGUGAAUCAGUAUGAGCAAAUACGUAAGUUUCUUCACUUCAAUGACAACAGUGCAAUGAUACCCAGGGGUGAAAAAGGUCAUGAUAGACUCUUCAAGAUAAGACCCAUAAUAGAAUUGAUGAGAUCUCGGUUUCAAACAAUACCUGUUGAGGAGUGUGUUUCUGUUGAUGAACAGAUAUGUUCAACAAAGGCUAGAAGUUAUUUGAAACAAUACAUGCCAAACAAGCCUCAUAAAUAUGGAUACAAAUUAUUUGUUAUUAGUGGCAUAUCUGGUUAUGCCUACGAUUUUGAGAUUUUCACUGGAGAUGAAAAUGAACCAGAAAAAAGAGUGACUCGGGAGGAAGACUUGGGAGCAAGUGCAAAUGUUGUAGUUCGACUCAGAAUUUACUCACUUGGGACAGUCAGAAGAAACAGAGUGCCAGACUGCAAGCUCCCUUCAGAAGCUGAGCUGAAGAAAAUGGCACGAGGUGCAUCAGUAGAGCGCGUCGCAACAGUGGAUGGUGUCGACAUAUCAAAUGUAGUGUGGAAAGAUAACAAGAGUGUGAUGUUGCUUUCUACACUUGCUGGACAGCAGCCUAUUCAUGAAGCAGGGAGGUAUGACAAAAAACAAAGUCAAGAAUAA
Molecule: messenger RNA, 627 nt
Organism: Schistocerca piceifrons (Central American locust)
Lineage: Eukaryota; Metazoa; Arthropoda; Insecta; Orthoptera; Acrididae
Product: piggyBac transposable element-derived protein 4-like
Exons: 2
Coding region: 1-627 (208 amino acids)
Source: RefSeq, a predicted model, not a curated record